CUUCAGCUCCCCAGGAACAUGAUUGAAAACAGCAUGUUUGAGGAAGAACCAGAUGUGGUGGAUUUAGCCAAAGAGCCUUGUUUACAUCCCCUGGAACCUGAUGAGGUGGAAUAUGAACCUCGGGGCUCAAGACUACUUGUUCGUGGUCUUGGAGAACAUGAGAUGGAUGAGGAUGAAGAGGAUUACGAAUCAUCUGCAAAACUGCUGGGCAUGUCUUUCAUGAACAGAAGCUCAGGUCUUCGGAAUAACAUAACCGGCUAUAGACAGGGUCCAGAUGGGGCCUGUUCAUUGCCCUCUGCAAGGACCAUGCUAGUUUGUACUUUUGUCCUUGUGGUUGCUGUUUCUGUAAUAAUGGUGAUUUACCUUCUUCCCCGGUGUACCUUUACCAAAGAAGGCUGCCAUAAAAAAAAUCAGUCCAUGGAAUUAAUACAACCUAUUGCAACGAAUGGGAAGUUGUUUCCCUGGGCUCAGAUUAGACUUCCCCAAAACAUAAUGCCAUUACAAUAUGAACUCAACAUAUACCCAAACCUUACCACAAUGCAAUUUGAGGGUUCUGUGGAGAUUAAGGUUCGGGUCCUUAAAGUCACUCGGAAUAUUAUUCUCCAUAGCUCUGGGCAUAAUAUCUCAAAUGUAUUGCUUGCUUCAGAAGUUUCAAAGCAAGAGAAACAAGUUGAAUUCUUGGAAUAUAAAUUUCAUGACCAAAUUGCAAUCAUAGCACCUGAAGCACUUCUGGAAGGACACAACUAUACCCUGAAGAUAAACUAUUCAGCAAAUAUAUCUAACAACUACUAUGGAUUUUAUGGAGUCACAUAUGAAGAUGAAAAGAAAAACAAAAAGUACUUUGCAGCAACUCAGUUUGAACCUCUUGCAGCCAGGUCUGCUUUUCCUUGUUUUGAUGAACCAGCAUUUAAAGCAACAUUUGUCAUCAAGAUUGUGAGGGAGGAACAAUAUACAGCUUUGUCAAAUAUGCCUAAGAAAUCAUCUGUUCCAGUGGAAGGUGGGCUUAUUAAGGAUGAAUUUUUUGAGAGCGUGAAAAUGAGUACAUAUCUAGUUGCCUUCAUUGUGGGAGAAUUGAAGAAUAUGACCCAGGAGACAAAUGGAACUCUGGUUUCUAUUUACACUGUGCCAGAGAAGAUUGAUCAAGUCAAACAUGCCCUUGAUACAGCAGUGAAACUUCUUGAUUUUUACCAACACUAUUUUGAAAUCAAAUACCCUCUUCAGAAAUUAGAUUUGGUAGCUAUUCCUGACAUUCAAGCUGGAGCUAUGGAAAAUUGGGGUUUGAUCACUUUCCGAGAAGAAACGCUCUUAUAUGAUAAUAAUACUUCUUCUGUGAUGGAUAGAAAACUGGUUACAAGAAUAAUUGCACAUGAACUGGCUCACCAGUGGUUUGGCAACCUAGUAACUAUGCAGUGGUGGAAUGAUCUUUGGCUAAAUGAAGGAUUUGCUACUUUCAUGGAAUAUUUCUCCUUGAAUAAAAAUUUCAAACAGUUAGCAAGUUAUGAGGAUUUCUUGAAUGCUCGUUUUAAGACCAUGAAGAAGGAUUCUCUGAAUUCAUCUCAUGCAACAUCAUCUUCCGUUCAGUCUUCGGAGCAAAUUGAAGAAAUGUUUGAUUCCCUUUCCUAUUUUAAGGGAGCAUCUCUUUUGUUAAUGCUGAAAACUUUUCUGACAGAAGAUGUGUUUCAACAUUCUAUUGUGAUUUAUUUGCACAAUCACAGAUAUGCAUCCAUUCAAAGUGAUGACCUUUGGAAUAGUUUUAAUGAGGUCACAAGAGAAACUCUUGAUGUAAAAACAAUGAUGAAAACUUGGACCCUGCAGCCAGGAUUUCCUUUGGUAACUGUUCAAAGAAAAGGGAAACAAAUUUUCGUACAACAAGAGAGAUUCUUUCAAAGUACUACAAAUUCUGGAGUUCAUCCUUCGGAUUCAAGCCAUCUGUGGCAUAUUCCACUCUCCUUCAUCACUAGUGAUUGUAAGCCAUCAGAAUGUCCACGUAUGUUGUUACUGGACAAAAAAUCAGAUGUCCUCAUUCUUACAGAAGAAGUACAGUGGGUUAAGUUCAAUCUGGAUAUGACUGGGUACUACAUCGUACACUAUGCAGAUCCUGACUGGGACGCACUAAUUCAGCAACUACAAAGAAACAUUAGUGUCUUGAGUGACAAAGACCGAGCUGGCCUUAUCAAUAAUAUUUUCGAGCUUUCAAGCUUAGGAAAGGUGUCUCUGAAAAAGGCCUUUGAUCUGAUUGAUUACCUUGGAAAUGAAACUCAUACUGCACCAAUCACUGAAGCCCUCUUCCAAACUGAUCUCAUCUAUGAGCUGCUUGAAAAAAUUGGAGAGGUAGAGCUAGCCCAAAGGAUGGUGACAAGGGUGAAAAACUUGCUUCAGCACCAAAUCCGAGAGCAAACUUGGACCGAUGAGGGGACGCCGUCGAAGAGAGAACUUCGCUCCCUCCUGCUAGACUUUGCCUGCACUCACCAUCUGGAGAACUGUAACGCGGAGGCCCUGAAGCUGUUCCAAGACUGGGUAGAUUCCAAUGGUACUAAAAGCCUGCCGACUGACGUCCUGACGGUGGUGUUCAAAGCCGGAGCACAAACCGAGGCGGGCUGGACGUUCCUGUUGGAGAAGUACGGCUCUUUAGAAUCAGAAGCCGAGCGGAACAAAGUCCUCGAAGCUCUCGCCAGCACGGAGGACGUCCGGAAGCUUCACUGGUUAUUGAGAGCUAGUCUUGAUGGAGAUGUCUUCCGAGCACAAAAGCUGCCCAUCAUCAUUAAAACUGUCGGCCGAAGUUUUGCUGGACAUUUAUUGGCAUGGGAUUUUGUCAAAGAGAAUUGGAAUAGGCUUGUACAGAAGUUCCAUUUAGGAUCCUAUACCAUUCAGAGCAUUGUUGCUGGCACAACUCAUCUGUUUUCAACAAAGACACAUUUAUCUGAGGUACAGUUGUUCUUCGAAGCCCAGUCAGAGGCGACCUCACGACUCCGUUGUGUCCAGGAGGCCAUUCAGAUCAUCCAACUGAAUAUCCAGUGGAUGGAGAAGAACCUUAAACACCUGCCUCUCUGGCUGUAGAGUACAGGAUGUCACCUCUUUGUGUUUGCCAUGCAGAAAGUUUGUGAAAUGUUGAUCUGUUGUUGCUUUUGCAAAAGCCAGGAUGAAGCCAGGUAUCACUGCUAUGUUGUUUGCACUAGUAGGUCACCUCGUGAGUGAGCUCAGGGCACAUCCCCUUUGUAUUUUAUCUGUGUUCCCUGGAGCACCCGUGGGCAGGACGUAGGCCACUGAUUACAGAACUGUUCACUGAUGUCCACCAAACAUCUACAGAAAAUUUUAAAUGAAAACCCUACAAAUGGAGAGGGAUGGGGAUGGGACACUCCAUUCUGAAACUGGUCUGGGUUUUUGACUUUGGAAAAGCAUUGACUGUCAAAUAAGAGAAGAGCUCCUGGGUAAGCUUCUUUGCCAAGUUCUAGUUUAGCAGUGUCCCUCAUGCCAAGCCACUGGCCGCUUCAUGUUCAGAAUGUGAGGCCGAGUAAAACC
Messenger RNA from Gracilinanus agilis (Agile Gracile Mouse Opossum), 3519 nucleotides. It is a transcript of the gene LNPEP, whose product is annotated as leucyl and cystinyl aminopeptidase. Lineage: Eukaryota; Metazoa; Chordata; Mammalia; Didelphimorphia; Didelphidae. Gene Ontology annotation, cellular component: cytoplasm. The record is from RefSeq and is a predicted model, not a curated record. The transcript is spliced from 17 exons. The coding region runs from base 19 to 3057 and encodes 1012 amino acids. Gene Ontology annotation, biological process: peptide catabolic process; proteolysis. Gene Ontology annotation, molecular function: peptide binding; zinc ion binding; metalloaminopeptidase activity.